Messenger RNA from Miscanthus lutarioriparius, 528 nucleotides. NCBI's taxonomy places the organism in Eukaryota, Viridiplantae, Streptophyta, Magnoliopsida, Poales, Poaceae. The record is from the annotation of a GenBank genome assembly.
AUGCCGGAAUCCGAAGUGGCGCCGGCGCCGCCACCACCGUCCAAAAGGUCUCGGCACGUUCAAGAGGCGCGGGCGGCGGUGGUGACGCCGCCGAUUCAACCCAACGAAGUGAUCCUCGAACAGAUUCUGACGCGCGUCCCGGCCGCUGCCACCAUUCGCCUCCGGGCGGUCUGCCGAGAGUGGCGCACCGCGCUCACCUCCGAUCACUUCGUCCGGGCGCACCAAGCCGUCGUCAGAGCCGCUGCCCAGCUGCCGCCGGAGAUCGUUUUCUUCGCGCCCGCCGCCGCAGGCUCAACCACCACGUCCUUCUACUCCUCGAGGCUGCUUACGUUAACCUCACAGCGGAACGGCUCGUCGGCCCGCGAGCUCGUGACCGUGGGCGACAUGCGCGCCGACGAUCUCGUCUUGUCGGGCACCAAGCCCUGCCGCGGGCCCACCCUCCUCUUCCAGCUCAGCGUGUCCGCGUACCACGUCUGCAACCUCUCCACCGGAGAGCACGUCUCCCUGCCCCCCCUGCCCAUGGGCUAG